Messenger RNA from Lingula anatina, 1473 nucleotides. Its product is annotated as glycolipid transfer protein. Gene Ontology annotation, molecular function: ceramide 1-phosphate transfer activity; ceramide 1-phosphate binding. Gene Ontology annotation, cellular component: cytoplasm; cytosol; membrane. The record is from RefSeq and is a predicted model, not a curated record. Gene Ontology annotation, biological process: intermembrane lipid transfer; ceramide transport. NCBI's taxonomy places the organism in Eukaryota, Metazoa, Brachiopoda, Lingulata, Lingulida, Lingulidae.
GGUGCGGAGUUGCUAUUUGUCCUUCCGGUAAAGACAACUUCAGGGGAAAUGACAUUCUUCAGCAAUUUUAAACCGCCGUUUCCUCAAAUUCCAGAUGAUGGUUUAGUAGAAACAGCACCGUUUCUAACAUCAGCUAGACAGAUCUUACCAUUUUUUGAUGCAAUGGGAACACCAUUCAAACCAGUGAAAUUGGACAUAGAAGGAAAUGUAAUAAAACUAGAGAAAAAAUAUGCACAAAAUCCAGACAGAUUUAGGACACUUUAUGGCAUGUUGGAACAAGAAAUUCAAACAAAAACAACACAGGCUAAAGAAUCAGCAUCCACAGCUUUGUUGUGGUUAAAAAGGGCCCUUCAAUACACAUAUACCAUGCUGAAACUGGUCCAUGAUGAUCCCACCAAGUCUGAGAAUAUGGUGUCCAUAUUUAAACAGGCAUAUGAACAAACACUAAAACGAUAUCACAACUGGUUUGUGAUGAAAUUGUUUACGGUUAUGUGCCAUGCAAUUCCAUACAGAAAAGAUUUAAUUAAAUCAGGCUUCUGUUAUGGCAAGGAUAUGAAUGAAGAGCAGGUCAUGACUGAUUUAGAUGAAUUUUUAAGGACUCUUGCUCCUGUACUUGACAAUAUUGAUGCAAUGCUGAAGAGAUUAAACUUAGACUCGAAUGAAAAAGUAUAAUCUCAAAGAUCAUUCAGAUUAAGGGCAACUAUCACCUUCUAUACAAGUACUGUGUGAAACAAAUAAUGGUAUUUGUAUGGGCUUAGCCUUCAUUUUCUUUGUCAAAGAGAUCUGGAUGGUGAGAAAAAUAACUUGAUGACUAUCACUGUGCCAGUUGCGAGGAUGCAAUUGAUGUAUUGGAGAAGGGGAGUGGAGGCAUUCACACAUAAUGAUACAGCUGAUAAUAUGAUAUGCAUUUCACUGGAUAUGUGGUAUAUGGGAACAUUGCAAUUACAAAAAUCUGUAUGUGCACAACCAUUAUGGAUAGGAAUUUUCAUUAGUUGGGGGGUUUGCUCCUUUUUACGUGUAAAAGAGGGUCUAGAAAGUUGCUAAGUUACGUCUUAUGAGAUUGGGGAGGGGGUUCAAGGUAGGGGAGCAAUUUUUUAUGACGUUUAUUUUUAUCUGGUACGAACUAUGUAAAGAGACAUGGCUUUGUUGUUUAACUUAAUUUUUUUUUUUUUUCAUGCAAAUUAUGUGACUGAAGAAUAAUGUGGUUUUCAAAUUUACCAAAUUUCAUGAAUUGAUAGCUCAAGCAGAAUUCCAUCAGUGUAUAUUUGCCACUCUGGUUAAGUGACAACAGAUCCCACUUCUUGAGCCAUGCACUGAUACAUUCUGAUAAGUUUUUGAAGCUGUAAAUCAGUUGUAAACAAAAUUUUGGCAGGGGAUCUUCUGAGGGUAUCUUUCAGUGUGUGGAUCAGUUGUUGGAGGUAUUUUUAAAUAAAAUCAAGGAUGAAUUUUAAAGAAUUUAUUUUAUACAACUUA